AUGUCCUCACCGAUCACUACUCACGGUAUCCCUACCUACCCUUUCCACGACUGCCUUUUGCGCAAAUCCCUCGAGGAAUCCGCCGACCUCGAGAGCUAUUUGGCAACCCGGACUGGUCGCGAUCUCUUCUGGGCGCCAUACAUACACGAAGACGUCAGAGAGGUCUCCAUCGGCACGACGUUUCGACGCGCCCUCCGCCACCUCUUCCUGGCUCUCCAAGAGUCAUGGGAUUUGGAGUGCCCACCGGACGAAUCGAGCCGCGAAGACACUACGCAACAGUUCAUUGGUACUGUCCGACGACUCCGUCUCAACCUCCACCAUACCCGGGCCGAGCUCCUCAAUCUCCUCCGAGCCUUUGGGGGGGCACAGCGCCUCGACCUCUUGAGGAACGACAUUCCUCCUUGGGACCGUCACAACCCCAGCGGCGAUGAUGACGAGGACAGCGACGAGGACGAGGACGAGGAGGACGAGAACACCGAUCCUCACAGCCAGACAUCGAGUUCGAUGUCUUCUCAGGUGCUAGGUUCCCAACGUGAGUACUUCACCGCACCUAGCAACAUUUUCUCUCGUCCAUCUACUCCUUAUCCAUCCGCUUCUUAUCCACCCAUUCCUUACACCAACGGCAAUGGUCGUCACACUCCAGUUACACCACCAGACGCUGAUGUGACCAUGGUUAAUUUAGCCAGGGUCCCGUUCGCGCCCACGUCGAUCCACCCUGCCCAAUUUGGCGAAGGUAGGGAUCCCCUGGAGCACGGCUGGACAACGGUCAAUCGAGAGGACGGUUACCACUGGGUUCGCAAGAGCUCAAACCCAUUCUCAGACGGAGAGGACUCAGAGGACAAGCCGAUGCUGGACGUUGACGAGGUUCUCAAUGACGACAUGAUGCCCAGCCUGCUGCCAUCACCCGACGAGGAGCUCCCCGUCGUCAACAAUGAGCUCGCCCUCUUCAAGGACGAGCCUUUCGACAUCUCGCUCCCCGAGGUAAAGCAGGAGGAGCUCGACGAGUUCAAGGUUCCGGCACCAAUCCCCGGCUACGUCCCUUCGGACGAGCUGAACAAGGUCGCCACGGAGUAUCUGGUAAGCGGCACAGAAGAUUCGUUCAACCGCUUUACUGAGCAAGUUCAGCGUCAGAUCGACGCUCUCCGUCCCAUCUCGGAACCGACCCCUGAGCCUCCUCGGGAACCAUCCCCGGCCGUCAGCGAGGUAGGUCUUCAUACUCCACCUCCUACUCCACCCACUACCCCUCGUUCUCCACCCAUCAUCCUCCCUGGUAUUCGAAAGUUAUUCCCGCCUAACGCUUUCAAGUCAGGAAUCCUUCGAUCUGGACUUACGCCGCCGUUCUACUCGGCCUCUUCUCCAGGGAUUCGAUGUUGGCGACGACUCCAUCCGGGCCCCUCGGACCCACAGUCGCUCACUGAGAUAUUCCCCGACUGGAACUACGGCCACCCCAUCUGGAUCAAGAGGCGCAACAUUGGCAUCUCGUGCCAUGUCUGCCGUCAGGAGGGUCAUACCAACGCGAGAACGUUCACGCACCCCGGUCUGGAGAAGAUCGGCGACGUCGACGCGGAUUUCGCGAGCUCGGGUACCGACGCCUACGACGACAGAACGCCGUCGCGGAUCUCGACGCCUUAUAGACCAGCAGGACUGAGUCUUAGGAAGGUCGAGAACUGUAGGCAGUUCUCAGCUUAG
Molecule: messenger RNA, 1689 nt
Organism: Coniophora puteana RWD-64-598 SS2
Lineage: Eukaryota; Fungi; Basidiomycota; Agaricomycetes; Boletales; Coniophoraceae
Exons: 5
Coding region: 1-1689 (562 amino acids)
Source: RefSeq, a predicted model, not a curated record